Molecule: messenger RNA, 513 nt
Organism: Microthlaspi erraticum
Lineage: Eukaryota; Viridiplantae; Streptophyta; Magnoliopsida; Brassicales; Brassicaceae
Source: the annotation of a GenBank genome assembly
AUGGCCGAUGAUGCUCGACAUCAAUUUGUGCUCCAGGAAGCUGCUGUGCAGAAAGGAUCACUCAUGGAACGCUUGUUGGAAAAAUGUCAAUCCCUCAAAGCAGCAAUAGACGCGAGAAACGCAACAAUCAACAAGCAAUUGGCUGAUACGCUCGGAGAUAUUCAAUUACUUGCUAAGUUUGUUCACGACACAAAAACGAUGGUGGACACCACUAACGACCGUGAAUCUUCACUUGGUAAGUUGCCGGAACAAAUUAAGACGAAGCUUGAGGUCCUUAAAACCCAACCAAAGAAGCCAGAAGAACCAAAAGUGAUAAAUAACCCAGAAAAUUCUCUUGGGAAUUUCGUGGAGCUAGUGGCGGGUCAGAAACAGCAGGGUCCAGAUCGUGUUGACAACCAGAGUCAGCAGACGGGAACGACGAUCCAACACAACAAAGACUAUCUCAUAUCCAAAGCAUUGACAAAGCCCUUUGCUGGCCCUGAACCAAGUAGAAACUUCAAUAUCUCUCUAUAG